Molecule: messenger RNA, 2304 nt
Organism: Clavispora lusitaniae ATCC 42720
Lineage: Eukaryota; Fungi; Ascomycota; Pichiomycetes; Serinales; Metschnikowiaceae
Gene: IFM1
Product: translation initiation factor 2
Biological process (GO): translational initiation
Cellular component (GO): cytoplasm
Molecular function (GO): translation initiation factor activity; GTPase activity; GTP binding
Source: RefSeq, a predicted model, not a curated record
AUGGAAUCGAGAAUAUACGGCUGUUUUCAAUUAGCCCGCACUCCACUAUGGUGUCGAAUGUAUUCCCUGAGCCUUCGGAACUUACCUAAGGUGGCACCGAAGGAAAAAACGACAGGCGAUUCAAAAAAACCGAAUCGCUUUGCUGAAAUGUAUCUGAAGAAGCCAAACCAUAAUCAGCAGCGGAAUUCAAAGAUUCACCAGGGCCGCAAGCACAGCCCGAUAGAUGAAGGAACUAGCCUUAAAGUGCCUAAGGCUCCAGAUGGAAUUGUGUCGCCACAGGUACUGAAGGAAAGCCAAUAUGAACAAUACACCAAAAUUAGACAAAGGCUCAACGAGCGCUCAAGGCAACAAAGUCUUCAAAAACAGCAAAAUAAGCCUCACAAUCAACAGGCACAAAAGCAACCACCUAAGAAAUCGGGCCAAGCUUCAAAAAAGAACGUGAAACAAACAGAGAACAUCAAGAUUAGCAUUCCAACAUUUGUUACAGUUUCCAAUUUAGCCACUAUUAUGAACGUGCCUCUUUCACCACUUUUGAAGAAAUUGGAGGACCUUGGGUUCGAAGGAAUGUCGCACAACUAUAUUCUAGACAAGGAAAACGCAGCUUUGAUCGCCGAUGAGUAUGGAUUUGAUGUGACCAUGAGCGAUGAGACAGGAAUGGAUUUAUUUCCAGCACCAGAGGAUCCUCUGAAAAUGAAAGCGCGUCCACCAGUUGUGACUAUUAUGGGUCAUGUCGACCACGGAAAAACUACAAUUUUGGAUUAUUUGCGGAAAUCCAGUAUCGUGCAAGGUGAGUUUGGCGGAAUCACGCAACAUAUUGGUGCUUUUUCGGUUUUGACACCCAUAUCGAAAAAGAAGAUUACAUUCUUGGAUACCCCUGGACAUGCAGCCUUUUUGAGUAUGAGAGAAAGAGGUGCAAUUGUGACAGAUAUUGUCAUUUUGGUCGUUGCUGCAGAUGAUUCAGUGAUGCCCCAAACUAUCGAGGCCAUUAAACAUGCCAAGAAGGCUGGUGUACCGAUGAUUAUCGCGAUAAACAAAUGUGAUAAGCCCGGAAUCAAGAUUGACAAAGUUUUGUCUGAUCUUGCCCGGCACGAGAUUGACAUUGAAGAUUAUGGCGGAGAAACUCAAACUGUUCAAGUAAGUGGGAAAACGGGAAUGAAUAUGGAUAAAUUGGAGGAAGCUGUCAUCACUUUAAGCGAACUAAGCGAGUUCAAAGCGGAACCAACAGGAGUGCCUGCUGAAGGUUGGAUUAUCGAAUCUCAAGUGGUGAAAGGAUUAGGUAAUGUUUCUACUGUCUUAGUUCGGCGGGGAACUGUGAAAGUAGGAAGCUUUUUGGUGGCUGGAACCACAUACUGUAAAGUGAGAGGCAUGAAGGACGAACACGGCAAGCCGUUAAAGCUGGCAGGACCUUCUACUCCUGUUCAAGUGUGGGGAUGGAAAGAACUUCCUCAGGGGGGAGACCAAAUUUUAGAAGCAAAGACAGAGCAGGUUUGUCGUAAAGUUAUACAGAAUCGUGAAAGCAGGAAGAAGCAAAUUCAAGCUGCGAAGGACAUUGAAACUAUCAACGAGAAACGUCAGGAAGAAGUCAAGGAGCUCAAAAAACAGGAAAAGAUCAAUGAGCUCAAGAUGGCCGGUUUAGAUGUUAGCGAUUUUUUCGACGAGAGCAGCGAACAGUCCAAGUGUACAACUGUGAACUAUAUUGUUAAAUCUGACGUUUUUGGAUCUGCUGAGGCCAUCAAGGAGAGUAUAGAUGGACUCGGUAAUGAUGAAGUUAAGGCAAAAGUGAUUUCUUUCGAAGCUGGCACUCCUACGGAGUCCGAUUUAGAUACUGCAGAAGCACUAGGGGCAGAGAUUUUGUGUUUCAAUGUGAAGGUUCCCAAAACCAUUCAGGCCAAAGCUGAUCGGAUUGGCGUGAAUUUGCAAGAGCAUAAUAUAAUCUACCGUUUGAUUGAGGGGGUGACAGAAAAGCUCACGUCUAAAUUGGCACCUCAUAUCGAGAUCAAAGUGUUAGCCGAGAUUGAAAUUAAGAAUGUGUUUAAAAUCACAGGUAAGAAUAAGUCCACUUUCAAAAUUGCUGGAUGCAAGGUGGCAUCCGGUAAUUUGAAGCGGGCAAAUAAAGUGAGGGUCAUGAGGAAAGGUGAAGAGGUUUUCAAUGGACAUCUUUCGUCUUUGAAACACGUGAAACAGGAUGUUAGUGAAGCAAAGAAGGGAACAGAAUGUGGACUCUCGUUCGAAAAUUGGGACAAGUUCGAAGAAGGUGAUAAGGUGGAGGCGUUCGAGGAAAUCGAAGUGCCCCGGUUCUUGUAA